This is a messenger RNA of Acipenser ruthenus (sterlet), 2868 nucleotides long. Its product is annotated as zinc finger protein 664-like. The transcript is spliced from 2 exons. The record is from RefSeq and is a predicted model, not a curated record. Gene Ontology annotation, cellular component: transcription regulator complex; PcG protein complex. Gene Ontology annotation, molecular function: DNA-binding transcription factor activity, RNA polymerase II-specific; RNA polymerase II cis-regulatory region sequence-specific DNA binding. Gene Ontology annotation, biological process: regulation of transcription by RNA polymerase II. Lineage: Eukaryota; Metazoa; Chordata; Actinopteri; Acipenseriformes; Acipenseridae. Bases 144 to 1484 code for a protein of 446 amino acids.
UUUAAAUCCGCGCACCAGUCGGAACUGGAAGGUCCAUUGUCUGACUUGCUUGGAGAAAAAGACACGAGAAAACAGAAGGGAUAGAGAAAGAGAAAGAGAAAGAGAGCGGACUGCCUUAUCCUGGUGAAAGCAAAGUUAGAAAGAUGGAGUCUGUUUACAUUAAACAGGAGGAGGUUCUGGAAUUGGUACCUGUCCGCAUUAAACAGGAGAUGCCUGAACUGGAGCCUGUCCACAUUAAAGAAGAGGAGACUAAACUGGAGCCUGUCCACAUUAAAGAGACUGAACUGGAGCCUGUCCACAUGAAAGAAGAGACUGAACUGGAGCCUGUGCACAUUAAAGAAGAGACUGAACUGGAGCCUGUCCACAUUAAAGAAGAGACUGAACUGGAGCCUGUCCACAUUAAAGAGGAAGAGACUGAACUGGAGCCUGUCCACAUUAAACAAGAAGAGACUGAACUGGGGCCUAUCCACAUUAAAGAAGAGACUGAACUGGAGCCUGUCCACAUUAAACAAGAGGAGACUGAACUGGAGCCUGUCCACAUUAAAGAAGAGACUGAACUGGAACCUGUCCACAUGAAAGAGGAAGAGACUGAAUUGCAGCCUUUCUACAUUGAACAGUCUGUUGAUUUGUUGUGUAAGGAUUCAGAAAACAUAUCCCGGCCAAAAAUAUCACAUCAUUGUUCUGAAUGUUGGAAGAGCUUCAGUCGAUUAGGAAACCUAAAAACACACCAGCAAAUUCACACUGGAGAGGCGCUGCAUCCCUGUCCUAAAUAUGGGAAGAGCUUCAUUCAGUUAGGAAACCUAAAAAGACACCAGCGAACUCACACUGGAGAGAAGCCAUAUCGCUGUUCUGACUGCGGGGAGAGUUUCAGUGUGUUAGGAAGCCUAAAAAGACACCAGCGAAUUCACACUGGAGAGAAGCCGUAUCACUGUACUGAAUGUUGGAAGAGCUUCAGUCAAUUAGGUCACCUAAAAACACACCAGCGAACUCACACUGGAGAGAAGCCGUAUCACUGUUUUGAAUGUGGGGACAGCUUCAGUCGGUUAGGAAACCUAAAAAGACACCAACGAAUUCAUACUGGAGAGAAGCCAUAUCACUGUUCUGAAUGUGGAAAGAACUUUAGUUGCUUAAAAAGCCUACAACUACACCAACGAAUUCACACUGGAGAGAAGCCAUAUUACUGUAAUGAAUGUGGGAAAAGCUUCACUGAAUCAGGACAACUAAAAACACACCAACGAAUUCACACUGGAGAGAAGCCGUAUCACUGUACUGAAUGUGGGAAAAGCUUCAUUGAAUCCGGAACCCUAAAAACACACCAGCGAAUUCACACUGGAGAGAAGCCAUAUCGCUGUACCGAAUGUGGGAAGAGCUUCAGACAGUCAAGCACCCUAAAAAGACACCUGCAAAUUCACACUGGAGCCAGCCUCCCUCCCUCCCAGUCCCUCACCUCUCCACCCUACAUGUUUGAGUGUGUGGAGAGCUGACUAAUUCAUUCUCUCUCUCUCUCACCCUGCAGUAAAUGAAGGGGGUCCCCAGGAGUGAGAGCUAGCUUGAAUCCACAGACACAGAGAAGGGGAUCAUGUCAAACUGAAGAGACAGAUCCAUUCUUUCAGAGUGAACUGGAGAGCCCUGGGAUUCAGCUCCACUCCUGCCCCUGAAUUGGAAAUGAAUCUCACUCAUCAUGCUGUGAGGAUUUAUGACAGUUACAGGGUCAUUCUACUUAGAAGGGAGACAUUGGAAAUAUAUGCCAAGCUUUUUCUCUGAACACUAUAUAUGUUUGAUGCAACACAUUAAGCUGCCAGUAGCAUAUAUAAAGCUCUAUAUAUCAUUAAUUUUUCUUUUGUAUCUUGACUUUUCGUAGUUUUUUUGUGACUUUGUAGACCUAGCCGUGAUGUAUUAAAGUAAUUUUCAUUCCCGUAACUUCGUUUAAUCCUUUCUGUGGUAGUUUAAUUAUGAAUGUUUGUUUCAAACUACUUUUGUAUACAAAUGCUUACCCUUCAUGUAUUAUCAUUUUCUUUCCUGAUUUAAGACUUCGGAUUGUGCCUGUUAUUUUACGCAUGCCUCCCACUGGUGUAGAUUCAACUCGUUGUUCAUAUGUAUGUGAAACUUCCUGUUUAAGAGCUUCAGGGCUUUGAGUUACUUUUAAAAUAAAGCACCUUAAAAUAUAAAAGAAAGCAAAAAAUGUGUUAAUAGUAUGUUAAAUAACAAUGGCAAGAAAUACAUUUGGUUUUCCUUUUAGAUCUUAAGGUGAUUUAUUAAUGAAGAGAAGCAUGUAAACAGAUCAUUGCAGAGUUCUUUAAUUAAACACAAACAGAAAUCUUUUCUUCUCAGUAAUUAAUGUAGUGCACAGACAACUGAAAUAUGCUAAAAGUAUUUACUUGCGUAGCCUACUGUAUACACUGUACUUUCCUUUUACACAACCAAAAUUAUUAUUAUUAUUAUUAUUAUUUAUUAGCAGACACCCUUAUCCAGGGCGACUUACAAUCGUAAGCAAAUACAUUUCAAGUGUUACAAUACAAGUAAUACAAUAAGAGCAAGAAAUACAAUAACUUUUGUUCAAGUGUGACAAACCACAAUUCAAUAAUACAGCAGAUAAUAGUGAUAGUUACAUCAGGAUAUGAUUAAAUAGUGAUAGUUACAUCAGGAUGUGAUUAAAUACAAAGUACUACAGGUUAAAAACUUGGCAGAUUACAGUAUUCUGAAGUACAGGAUUAAAUGCAGUAAAAUAGAGAGGUGUUGAGGAGGGAGGAGAUGAAGAGAGCAGGAGCAGCAGCUUGAAAGAGGUGAGUGGGGAGGGGGUCCAAGGCACACGUGGUGGGUUUGUGACCCUGGAGCAGGGAGGAGAGGUCAGAGUCCGAGAGGGGCAAG